Neolamprologus brichardi is the source of this 1134-nucleotide messenger RNA. Lineage: Eukaryota; Metazoa; Chordata; Actinopteri; Cichliformes; Cichlidae. The record is from RefSeq and is a predicted model, not a curated record.
CAGUACAACUACAAGAUGGAUUAUGAGACCUCGGUCAAGGGUAUUGGCUGGGUUCCAAUUGGUUCUCUUGAGGUUGAAAAAGCCAAAACGGCAGCAGCAGCUCUGAAUGAGAAAAAGUACAGGCAGCACCCUCACACCAUCAAGUUCACCAGUACUACUGACUCCAUGAGCAUGGAGCUGGCUAAGACCAAUGCUAAGAUCAUGAAUGAGAAAGAGUACAAAGCCAGCGGAGAGAAGUUCAUGCACACUUACAAUCUCCCUCCUGAUGCCCCCCAAUUUCUGCAAGCCAGAUACAAUGCUGCCAACAUCAGCCAGAAUUAUUACACUUAUUCUCACCGCCAAGAUCUGCUCAAAGGACAUCACGUGAAAGAGGAUUCCAUUCCCAUCGUAGCAGCCAAAAGUUCAAGAAACAUCGCCAGCAAUUACAAGUAUAAGCUGGCCUAUGAGAAGGCGAGAGGCCACCACGUUGGCUUCCGCAGCCUCCAGGAUGAUCCUCUGCUGGUUCACUACAUGCAAGUGGCAAAGAUGCAGAGUGACAAGAACUACAAGAAGGACUACCACAAGUCCAAGCUGAAGUAUCACUCCCCAGUGGACAUGCUCAGUGUGGUCCAUGCCAAGCAGGCUUCUGCUGCUCAGACUAUGGCUGGAUACAGACGCAUUCAGCACACUAAUGCUCUCCUGCCUGAUGCCAUGAACCUGGAACUUACUCGUAACAUGCAGCUCAUUGCUAGUGAUAACCAGUACAAGAGUGAGUAUGAGCACUACUUCAAAGGAAUAGGAUGGGUCCCUAUUGGAUCGCUUUCAGUUGAGACGGCUAAAGUUGGCGGUCAAAUUCUUAGUGAAAAGAAAUACCGCACUCAUCCAUCCAACCUCAAGUACAGCAAGCUGAUGGACUCUAUGGACUUGACUCUGGCUACUGCCAACAAUCAGAUCAUGAACAAGAAAGCAUACACUGCAGCAUGGGAAAAGGACAAACUGACUGUUCAUAUUAUGCCAGAUGCUCCUGAGAUUCUCCUUGCAAAGGCUAAUGCCCUCAAUAUGAGCAAUAAACUUUACAAAGCUGGUGUUGUGGAGAUGGCUAAUAAAGGCUACAACCUCAAAGCAGAUGCUAUCCCCAUUCUGGCUGCCAAGUCU